UUCAUCGUGGAGAAGGCCAGCCUCCGGGUCCUCAGUCCCUCGAGUCUAGUCGGUACACACGAUACGGCUUUGGCCAACUUCGGCACACCGCUCUACGGCGCCUCCCUGCUCGGGGAGCUCGUGUACUCCGCCGACGACGCUCUGGGUUGCACCCCCUUCGCGGACCUUCCGAGGGCCAAGGGCGUCGGCCACGCCACGAUCGCUCUCGUUGACCGCGGCUCGUGCUACUUCGCCGAGAAAGUUCUACACGCCCAACUCGCGGGGGCGCAAGCGGUUCUCGUCGCCGACGACGUCGAGGAGCCCCUCCUGACGAUGGCGGACCCGGACGGUAGCGCGGGGGGUGGAACGGAGCUCGCGCGUCUCGCGCAGGAAAUCUCCAUUCCCUCCGCUCUCGUCACGAAGCAGGUUGGCGACGUGCUAAGGGCCGCGACCGUGGCGGGCGACGUGCUCGUACUCACGCUGGAUUGGCAAGACAGCAUAUCUCACCCGGACGAUGUGGUCGAGUGGGAACUGUGGUCCUCUUCGGAUCAGGUGUGCGGCGAUUCGUGCACACGGACGCAGGGCUUCAUCAGUGAUAUCAUGAGCUCGGCCGUUGACUUGGAGGAGCAGGGAGCCGCGUCCUUUUCCCCUCAUUACAUCACCUGGUCGUGUCCCGUCGCGUUAAAUGAUACGGAGAAGUGCGGAGGUCUCUGCAUCAACGGGGGAAGAUACUGCGCGCCCGAUCCAACAGACGGACCCGAUGUCGACCCAAACAUUGCCGACAGGGUUCGAACGCACGGGUACAACGGAUCCGACGUUGUCGCCGAGAACUUGAGGAGACUUUGCCUCUUCAAGGAGCUAUCCGGCGACAAUCACGGAAACGUCCCGUGGAACGGCGGCGCUCGGUGGUGGACGUACGCAACCUCGCACCCCGUGAAAUGCUCGAUGACCGACGGCACGUUCACCGCGGAAUGCUCGGAGGCAGUCAUGCAGACGAACGAGCCCGAUGGAUGUGGAUUGGAUGCGUCUGCUAUGAGCAGGAUUCGAGCGUGCGUCGGUGACACCACCGCAGACAAGGCAAACCCGCUGAUGGAUGCGGAGAUGCAGCUCCAAUCCGAUCAGGGUGAUUCUGGCCGAGGCGCUAUCGUUAUGUUGCCGACGGUCGUUGUGAACCUGGAUCAAUAUCGCGGUCGUCUGACCUCCAAAGAUGUCUUGAGGGCUAUAUGUGCUGGGUUUCUCGAGUCCACGGAGCCGAGGGUGUGCCUUUCAUCUGCGCUGGAGAGUAACGAGUGCUUACAGCCGGACCACGGCGGUUGCUGGUUCAAGGAGACCCCGGACGGGAACUUCAGUGCUUGCGUCGACACAUUCAGGGGAGUCAAGUGCAGGUGUCCACCGUCGUUUCGUGGUGAUGGAGUCGUGUGUGAUCCGGUUGACGAGUGCUCGGAUUCCGCCAUGAACCACUGCGAACAAGAUUGCGUAAACAUCAUCGGCGGACAUCGAUGCGGUUGUCGCUCGGGAUUUAAGCUCGUCGGCGGGACAUCCUGCAUCCAGGAUCCCGUUGAAGCGAGCAAACUGCGCUCCUUGGACGCGGGCUCCAUCUUUGGCAUCUCUCUUUUGGUUCUCCUUGGGGCGACCGUUCUCGGGUACGCGGCAUACAGGAUCAGAAUCAAGGCUGAGAUUGACCGGGAGGUGCGCGCGUUGAUGGCGGAAUACAUGCCUCUGA
This is a messenger RNA of Micromonas commoda, 1702 nucleotides long. RefSeq lists its product with no specific name. The record is from RefSeq and is a predicted model, not a curated record. The annotation marks the transcript as partial. NCBI's taxonomy places the organism in Eukaryota, Viridiplantae, Chlorophyta, Mamiellophyceae, Mamiellales, Mamiellaceae. Gene Ontology annotation, molecular function: calcium ion binding. The transcript has a single exon.